AUGUCGAAUCUUGAUACACGCUCUCCGUCGUCGCGAUGGGGGGAGUCGCUGCUGAUGCGGGCAUUGAGCAAGCGGCGGACGUGGGUCUUCCUCUUCCUCGUCGUCUACUCCCUCCUCCUCUCCUCCUCCUGGAACCUCCUCCUCUCCAUCCGCUCCUGGUACAACUCGGCGGCCGCCUCCGCCUCCUCCCGCGCCGCCGCCGGCUGGAAGGCCCUCUACGCCUCCGUGCUCUACGGAGGGGUCUUCGGCCUGCUCUCCAUGGGGGCGGCGCUGGCCGUGGCGGUGCCGGCCACGUUGGUCACCUGGAUCACGAUCCUCGUGCUGCUCGCCUUCGCCGGGAAGCCCCGACGGGCGCUCGUCGCCGACGGCCGUCGGAUCACCGCCGACAUCGCCGGUUUCGCGCUCAAGAUCCUCCUCCGAGAGGGAAACCUCGUCGCCGUCGUCGGCGCCGUCCUCAGCUUUGUUGCCCUCCUCCUCCGACGGAGACGAGGCGGAGCUGAGGACCAAGGUUUUUGUUCUAUCAUUGCAUCUCCAGAGUCUUUCAGAAUAUUUCGUCUAAAUCAUUAUAUUUUUUUUUUCAUAAUCUAUAAAAUUUGGAUUUAUAGCUGUACCUUGUCUAUUUUGUGUUAAUGCUUUUUGGUGGAUAGCUAUAUUCUUCCUUAAUUCCUGGGAUUUUCUUCAUUUACUUCUUGCUGUUGUCACUAGAAUCCGAGGAUAAAGUAUGGCCUUGGAUGUCUCUCAUCUAAUUCUAUGUAAUUCUCUUUUUCUUGGAGUUAACCUUUUCUUUUGUUGCUUUUGAUUGACCGAAAUUGGUCCAUUGCAUUGUUAUUGCUUGAAGGUCUUUCCUCUGCUCUUUUGGUGUGCUUUUGAGGUUUAAUUGUUUUGGGUGGGAAAAAUUGUGUUACAAGCUCAUGAUUAAUAGAUAACAAGAUUGUUCUCUUGUAUUUCCCUCCUUCCCACCAUUUGUGUUACUCGAUCUAUUGUUCUGCUUCUUUAUUUAGCUGACUGAGCUCUUUUUGCUUAUUUUUCACUGAAAUUGUGCCUCCCGUUAUUAUCUUGUUUAAAGCAUUACUGAAUGUUUUGAACUCUGAUUUGAUAACUUACUGGUGAUAUGGAACAUUGAAUGGAGAUUUGUAGGAGAUUUUUGGCCCAACACAUACUCGUAUGUUGACAGGGCUUUACACAUAUGGUGUCUUUUUAUCCUUAUGUUUGCACCAAUAAUGUGGCUUACAUGUUCUUCAUGUGAUCUAAGAACUAGAUCAGUUUCAUGAGUGAACAAUGGCUAGGCCUUUGACUGACAUGUGAGCCUUGCAGUCAAGUUUUAGGCAUGUCAUGUGGUUUUUUGUCUUUCUCAAUGUUGGAGAAGAGAAUGGCCAAACCAGCUACCGCACAAAGUGUUCUGAAUUUUUACUUGUAGAAUUUUAAGGCUCACCAAAAUUGUCUGUAGUAGAGUUUCUGUCCAACAUAAUCUCUACCACGAUUUAAGUAGAAAUUUCUUUUUUACUCUCAUAGUAUUUCUUUUUUACUCUCAUAGUAUUUUUACUUGUAGAGUUGUCGGCCUGUUGCCUGUGU
Phoenix dactylifera (date palm) is the source of this 1572-nucleotide messenger RNA. Lineage: Eukaryota; Viridiplantae; Streptophyta; Magnoliopsida; Arecales; Arecaceae. The record is from RefSeq and is a predicted model, not a curated record.